Messenger RNA from Durusdinium trenchii, 1002 nucleotides. NCBI's taxonomy places the organism in Eukaryota, Dinophyceae, Suessiales, Symbiodiniaceae. The record is from the annotation of a GenBank genome assembly.
AUGGUGCAAAUAUGGCAAGGUGGGCAGUGGGAGACGUCUCUCGCCUUCGGCGAUGAGACCGGGAGACCGGGCGAUGCGGGGCUUCGCGUUGGGCUUUGCGUUGCUUCAGCUCACGGACUCGGACUGCGGAACGCUCUUCAAGGUGGUGAGGACUUCGGUCCACCGUGCUUGGUGGGCUUGCCUGCGACCUGGCGCCCGGGAAAGCAUGAGAAUGUCAAGGAUCACAUGAGAUCCACCCGAAACGCGCUUCGCUGCUGCCUGGAGCUCCCCGUCCUCGGCCGCGCCUGGGAGCUGGGCUUUGCCAUGUCCCACCUGCUGCGCCGCGUCGACGAGCCGAACGCGUCGGCAAGUGGACCGACGGCGCGGAGUGCCGCGGCGGUCUUUGGGCUCUUCUGUGGGCCGAAGGCCUGUGGCCCCAGCGAGAUCGGUCCAGUGGCCUUGACACACUUCCUGGCCGAACAGAUGCAGGUCUCGGCCACGGCGAUGCCGCCGCUCCCAGGACAUGAGAUUGCCGUGACCGAACUCGUCGACUGGUCUUCGAUCCCUUUGCACUUCGUGAUCGCCGGAGCGGAGCGCUGUGCCACGAGCUCGUUGCACUACAACCUCUAUCAUCACCCAGAGAUUGACUUCACACUUGGUCCGACUGCGGAGGACUACAGUAUCUUCAUGCAGGGGCAGCGAAACAAGUUGGUCCCAACCCGUGCGCAAGUGGAAAAUCACGUGGCACAACGAUCCACGAAGAAUCAGCAACCAUCCAUGGGCGCCAGCAUCAUGGGCCUGAAAAACCCAGUGAUUGUGACUUAUCCACUCUCCUACCAUGCCAUCGCGGAAAUGAGAUCGACCAAGAUGAUCUUGGUGCUUUGUGAUCCCUUGCGACGCCUGGAGACACUUGGCGGACCGCCAGUGGCCGGACGAGCACUUGGAAAACGCUUUCCUUCGGCGUCGGCUUCGCCGGGCCGGGAUGGACCGUGGUCGGAAGUAGGGAGGUACCGGAUAGUAUGA